Messenger RNA from Bacillus rossius redtenbacheri, 2893 nucleotides. RefSeq lists its product as uncharacterized. The record is from RefSeq and is a predicted model, not a curated record. The transcript has 3 exons. NCBI's taxonomy places the organism in Eukaryota, Metazoa, Arthropoda, Insecta, Phasmatodea, Bacillidae. Bases 379 to 2061 code for a protein of 560 amino acids.
ACUUAUGUCAUAACAGUUAAGUUAAAAGACUCCAAAAAUUAUACAAAUCGUUAUUUUCAGGCCUGGGAAACAUAUUUGACAGAAAAGAUUCAAAAAUCUGGCGAAGAAGAGAAGAAAAUAGCAGAAGGCAAUGAACAUUUUUGUAAUGGAAUUCCAUACAUAACAGUUGUAGGAGAUGGUGGUUGGGGAAAACGCACUUACGGACAUGGAUAUAAUUCAUCUACAGGAGUAGCUGUUAUAAUUGGACAAGAAACCCAAAAAAAUAUUUUUCUUGGAGUCAAAAACAAAUACUGUAGCAUUUGUUCCUUGGCAAAAUCAAAACACAUAGAUGUAUCAAAACACGUGUGCUACAAAAACCAUACAGGUUCUUCAACUAAAAUGGAGAGAGAUAUUAUCUGCGAAGGAUUCAAUCGCAGCAUUGAAAUGCAUGGACUCAUGUAUAAGCAUUAUACUGGAGAUGGGGAUUCUGCAGUUAUUGCAGCAAUUCAACAAACAUGUAGCUACGGACGACUAGUUACAAAAGUAGAGUAUGCUAACCAUGCUACUAGGGCAUUUUGUGAGAAAAUGCAUAAGUUAGCAACAAACACAUCAUACCCAUUAGAAGGUAGAAAACUUCUUUUGGAGACUACUGUUGAUAGUAAAAUAUCAAGACUAGAACGACUAGUCAAAGCAGUUAGAACGGCAAUAAAAGAAUCUGCUAAACUUGAUGGCAUUUGUGCAGUUGAAACACUUAGAGCAGAUUUGCGAAAUGCUCCAGAACACGUGUUUGGGUGCCAUGAAAAUUGUAGGUCAACAUUCUGCAAAAGAAAAUCAACUGGAGAAACAAAUCUUCUUCCUGACCUGGAAAAAUCUGGACUCCUCCAACCUCUCCGAAUUUUAAUAGCUAAUUUGGAAAAGAAAGCUGACAAACUCGUUAGUAACAGCACCACGAACUCCGCAGAACGGUAUAUGUCUCUAAAUGCUAAGUUUACUGGAGGUAAACGCAUUGAUUUUGGUAAACGAGGAAGCUACUACAGACGUUGUUAUGGAGCAGCUAUCGCACACACAAAUGGCCCGGGCUGGCAUUCUAGUCCCUGGAAGAAAAUGCACGGCCGCAGUCCCGGUUCAGUGUGUAAACAACUAUGCCACAAACGUGAAGAGAAGUCUUCGAAACGAAAACUUUACUAUCAGGAGAAAGGUGCGCCCAAAAAAAAAAGGAAACGAGGAGGAGGCCCCGAUGAACACUAUGGAGAUGAAGAUUUAAUACCAGAACCUGACAUUCCAGAACAAGAUUUGGCAUACCGCUGCGACCAAGUUUUACGUAAGCUUAAAGAAGAAGCUGACACCAAAGAAAAAAUAGAUUCCAUAGAGAUCGCAACACGUGGUCAGCAUGAUAGUGAAAAAUGGCACGAGUAUCGCCUCAAUCGUCUUACUGCAUCAAAUUUUGGAACAGUUAUCAACAGACGCGAUAACACAUCCUGUCACAAUUUCGUCCGAAAUUUGUUAUUUCCUAGGGAAUUUAAUUCUUUAUCAGUAAUGUAUGGGAGGGUACACGAACCCGAAGCAUUGUUAAAAUACAGUGUUGCAAAAGGAGUGACUGUAAACCCAUGUGGUCUCUUUAUUUGUGGUGAUCAACCUUUCCUCGUUGCAACUCCUGAUGGUCUGGUGGAUGAAGAUGUGAUAGUAGAAGUUAAGUGUCUACCCUCUGUAAAAGACAGAAAGUUAGUGGAUGCAGUACAAGACAAAAAAUCGUCAGUUUGUUUGGAAUUAAAAAAUCAUCAGCUACGAUUAAAAAGAAAUCACAAAUACUACUAUAAAGUUCAAGGGCAGCUGAACAUUUCAGGGAGAAGAUAUUGUGACUUCUUUGUAUUAACCGAAAACGAUUUCUUCGUUGAAAGAAUAGAAAAAGAUGAGAACCUAUGGAUGAAUGUGAUGAUGCCGAAACUCCAGAAAUUUUAUAUGAACUGUGUAUUGCCAGAAAUUGUAGAUAGCAGAAUCAAGAGAAAAAUGAGUAUUCGAGACCCACUCUAUAUUAUUCAAGCACAGGAAGAAAUGAAAAAGAAAGCGAAAUCUAAGAAAUAAGGCGCCGAAGUGUUUUCACAUCAAAUUUGUGCAUAUGUAUAAUAUAAUAUUAAGUAAAUGGCGUAUUGUUUGAGUAAAUUUUCCAAUAACUUAUUUCCUAAAUCUUAACAACUGACAAAAAUUGGCACCGCAAGACUUCGUUAUUUUAAAUCUCCAUAACGGUGCAGUGUUUAUUAUAUUGUGUUCAUAUUUGUAAAUACUCUUCACAAAAAGAGUUAUGUUAUGUUAGUUUUUGAGCUGCACUACUCUUAAAAAUAUUAUUGUUACAUUUUUUACAACACAUCUUGAAAUAAUAUGCAAUAACAUUAUUUGGAUUUGUUAUAGUAGGCCUACAGCAUUACGAACUCAGGAGAAUAUUUAAGAAUGUGUUUGGUAACGAAAGUUUUGAACAAUUUAAGCUUAAAACAAUUUAAAUAUCGCAAUGUUCUAGACAUAGUUCGACGUCCAGUGACUUGCAAGUUAAAAAAAAAAUAAAUACCCAAUUCUGUGAUAGAUUAAAUAAACUUAUUUAAGAUGCUACCAACUAUGUAAGAGAACUAAAGCGACUCGAAGCAGAGACCAUUCCGGCGUCGAUUAUGAGAAGACGGAUGGGUUUCUGCACUCGACGUAGUGUACUUGAAUUGCUGCAGUUCUCAUUGUCCUCGUCCUGCUACCGACUACACCGACGGAACACCAUCAGCCACGACGCAUACUAUAUACGCCUCUCUGUCUCAGCAAGCGUAAGUCAUUCCAAAUCAAAGUACCAUUUGUGUGUGUGUGUGUGUGUGUGUGUUUGUGUGGGCUCUAGUGCUUUAAAAUAAUAUUUUAUAAAUAUAACGUUUAUUCCGGUUUG